Molecule: messenger RNA, 3938 nt
Organism: Pogonomyrmex barbatus (red harvester ant)
Lineage: Eukaryota; Metazoa; Arthropoda; Insecta; Hymenoptera; Formicidae
Product: gamma-tubulin complex component 2
Biological process (GO): microtubule nucleation; mitotic cell cycle; spindle assembly
Cellular component (GO): gamma-tubulin complex; spindle pole; microtubule organizing center
Molecular function (GO): microtubule minus-end binding; gamma-tubulin binding
Source: RefSeq, a predicted model, not a curated record
CAAAGACAAGAACUCAGUAAACACCCAACUCCAGCAAAUUAGCAGGAAAAAAGCAUCGUGUGCCGCUAGAUUAAGCUAACAUAUUUAACGUUGAUGUGUGACAAUUGAUGUUGAAAGCAAUCAGGAAUGAUGAGUGAAUUUAAAUUACAUCAUCUAAUAAUGCAGUUGAUUGAAUUACUGGGCUCGGAAUCUGCUCCAGAGAGACAUUUGGAGAAACUACAAAAGGAAAACUUGACAACGAAUGUGCUAAAUAUUGUUGCACCUCACAGCUGUAUUCAAUAUCUUGCUAAGAUUUCAUCUCAACCGGAAUUAUUUAUACAGAAAUAUGAGGAACUAAAGUCGAAAAAAAUAGAUUUAUUAGGUCCAUUUGUACAGACUUUGGAAUUAAUAUCUCAAGACGAAGAAUUAAAAAGAUAUCUAUCACAAUCUAUAUCAAAAGCAGCAGCUAGUUCCCUGAGGGAUCCAACUAUUACACAGGAAGAUUUGCCAAAGAUUUGCAAGACUGUAAUUAAAGCUGCCGUGGAAGGAGGAAAAAAAUUAAAUCAGCAAGUUUGUUUAAAUAGUAAAAAAAAUGACAUUGUUUUAGUAAAGCAUAAUUGGAUUGUAGAACGUCCACGUAUAACUUGGGAUUUUCAUAGCGAUACUACUGUGGCACUUUAUCAAAAGGUUGUACCAAUUGUAUCUCAGGAAUGUAUACUUCUUUGGGAUAUCUUGUAUUGUUUAAAAGGAAUAGAUGGCUCAUAUAUUGUUUCGGAACCAUUAACAAAUCCAUAUGGUGUUAAAACAUUCAGUAUAUUACCAGAUGUUGGUAUAUCAUUUAAACAAUUAGCACAGCAAAUAUUACCUUUAGCUUCUUAUUAUUCCAUGACAAUGAGAUUCGUUGAGGAGAAAGUUUUACCAGAUGAUGGACAAGUCAAUCAUGCUUUGAGAGGAGCUAUACGAUCUCUGUUAAAAGAUUACUUGCUCUUUAUUGUGCAACUGGAAACAGAACAUAUUCAUGGUAAAUUAAGUUUGCAGAAACUAUGGUUUUAUAUUCAGCCUACUAUGCUUACAAUGUCUAUACUUUCUCAAAUUACAUCUACAAUAUGCAAGGCAAAUGCUAGAGGAGGCAAAGUAUUGAGCCUGCUGCAUGAACAAACAUUAAAUAAUAUCAGUGGUGAAACAAAGUGUAAAGAAUUAUGUUUAUAUCUGAUGGAAGCAGCAAGUAUACCAUAUAUGCAAAUUUUAGAAAAAUGGGUUUACAAAGGAGUGAUAUGUGAUCCAUAUCAGGAAUUUUUUGUAGAAGAUAACGAGUUGAUUCAAAGGGAAGAACUUCCUGUAGAUUAUUCUGCGGAUUAUUGGGAAAAACGAUACACUAUGCGAUUAGAAAGGAUACCUGUAUUUUUAAACGAACAUGCACAAACUAUACUCAGAACAGGAAAAUAUUUUAAUGUGAUUAGGCAGUGUGGCAAAAUAAUACAAUGGGAAAAACAAGAACCAUUAAGUUAUCAGUAUCAAGGACAAAAAUAUAUAGCUGCUAUUGAUAGAGCAUAUUCAGAAGCUGCUAGAAAAUUACUAGAGGUAUUGAUGAAGGAAAAUGAUUUAAUGGGUAGACUACGUAGUGUCAAGAGUUACUUUCUUCUUGCUCAAGGAGAUUUUGUGGUCCAAUUUAUGAACUUGUGCGAGGCCGAAUUGAGCAAGAGCAUGUAUGAUAUUGUAUUACAUCGUUUAGCAUCUCUUCUCGAAGUUGCCUUACGAAUGUCUACUGCAGAUUCAGAUCCUUAUAAAGAUGAUUUGAAACCGGAAUUGCUUCCAUAUGAUUUACAAUAUCAAAUGUUUAGAAUACUUUCCAUUCAAACUAGAGACGAGAAAGAAUACUGUUUCCAAGCAGGUAAAAUUUUGACUGGUUUAGAAGCUUUUGUCUUCAAUUAUGAUGUUAAAUGGCCAGUUUCUUUAAUUAUUAAUAGGAAGGCUAUAGCUUGUUAUCAAAUGUUAUUUAGGCAUUUAUUUUACUGCAAAUAUGUUGAGAGACUCUUGUGCAGAAUAUGGGUCAGUAAUAAAAUAGCAAAGACUUUUACACAUGAAGUGGCUAUGACUUACAGACAAGCAUUUUCAUUACGACAGAGAAUGCUUGAUUGUAUACAACAUCUAGAAUAUUACAUGAUGGUAGAAGUUGUGGAACCAAAUUGGUUAAAAUUUAUAAACAAGAUGAGCAAGGUUAGUAAUGUUGAUGACGUACUAAGUGUGCAUCAAGAUUUGCAAGAUUGUUACCUGAAAGAAUGUAUGUUAACGGAUCCUGAUCUUCUCGGUUGCAUCACUGGUAUAUGCGUUAUUUGCAUAGAAUUCUGCAGUUUUAUGCAGCAUAUGAGCUGUUACUACAUUGAUGCUGAAUUAACAUCCAUGAUUGGUGCCUGUCAGGAAGAUGUCUAUCAUUAUGAGAUUGAAAAUAGUUCUGUGGCGAAAGAUGGAACAGGAAGCUUUGAGGAAAUAAUUAUAUCAUUAGAUAAGAAAUUUACUAAAGUAUUAAUACGACUAUUAGAUCGAAUCUGUGAUUUGGGUUGUGAUAAUAACAAUGAAAAACUACUUAAUGUGCUAUGUCGGCUUGACUUCAAUAUGUUUUACACUGAUAUACUGGUACGUCGAGGGAGAGAGAAGUCUGUCACACAACAAGAUGUAUCUGGCUAAUUCCUGAUUUGUGCACAUAUAGAGACGCAUGUCCGCACGCCAUACACACAUAUAUUAUAUGCACACGACAUAUGAGAGAAAAUAAUAAAUUUUAGCAGAAUAUUAUAAUUAUCUACUAUAAUAAUUAUCUUUCAUUUAUAUACAUUUUAUUUAAGUAUGUAAUGUAUGACACGCUCAAAUUAUCCCUCCGUAAUUAGAUUCUCCGGAAUCCCCCACUGUCGGCAGAUUUGCAUAGAGUAACCAGCGCGAAACUUCACGUGAACAACGCGUGUAUCAUAAUAGUCCGCGCGUUGGGCUACCGACGUAUCACCGAAUGUAUCCGCGGAAUCGAGCCCAUUUGGCGAAUCUCGCAAAUCUCUCGGCAGAAUUAUCCCCGGCAGAGUCAGCCCCAAAAUCCGAGUUCGGUCAACCUGUUAGGGCCGUAACACACAACAAAACUUAAGCAGUAAGCGAAUUAGUCAAUCACAGUCGAGAACGUAAGGCAGUAACAUAAACAGUAGCAAAUCCACAACGUUGAUUUCCUUACUGCUUAAGUUUUAUUACUUAAGUUUUUUUGUGUGCCCCGACCCUUACCCGAUUUUUCCCGAUUUACGGCCGAUUCGAGUAUAUUAACUGACUCCGACAGGUGAUUUUGGCUUGUUCUCGGCGAGACAACAAUCAGUCCAAUGCUGAUCUGGAUGAGUACUUGUCCAGUAAGCGAUUCCAAGACAUUACCUAGAAAGUCAGGAGCUUCUGGCGGAUCGCUCCCAUCCCCAAGCACGCAAACUUUCUCUCAAACUAAGGCGCUUCUUAGCUUGGCCCCCGAAGUAGGCCGUUGCGUGCAAGAUCCGUCGCUGUUGGUGAUAGAGCAGGGAGCUCCCCGUUUCCAAGCCGCAGCAAAGUCUAAGUCCUAUUCCAGCCCGAAAAUCCGUUCGAAAAAACUGUCACGAGACUUUGAUAAUUAAUAGCUGAUCGGCAAACGCGAUUAAGCUACAUGCGACGAAAUCCCCUCGCGCGCCCACGAUCGCGACGCGUCGAAUUUUCGGAAAGCUGCGAGUCGAGCUAUUGUACGAUUCCCGAAAUUCGCGAGAAUUUUCGACGAACAACGAUCGAGAUUCCAAGAACGAGAACCGAAAUCAUAUUUAAACAUGUAUAUAUUGUAAAUAACAACCAAAACUAAAAGAUUGUAAAAACCAGUCAGUAGUUGUAAAUAGUUUCUAAUCUUUAUAUAUACUUGUACAUAUAUCUAAACUCUCUUCAUAUUACAUAUUAUCACAUAGUACAUAUUAUCUAAA